AUGACCUGGUCUACUUCCAUUGCCUUGCAAAUCNUUGCAAAUCUGGGCGAUUUGCAUCAAGAAUUGUUGCAAUACGUCCCGUUGUUCUGUGAACUGUUCCCAAGACUGGGCGCAGAUGGACUGACCUAUUCGGAAAUGGAUCAGGCUAUCGAUCUACACACUGGGGGUCUCCGGGUCACGCAACACGUGACCCCCAAACUUCCCGGAUCUGCAAGAUUGGAUGCUACCGAGGCGGUCACAGCAGUUCAUCUGUCGGGUUACUGUCUGGACUCAAAACUGCCCAACUUUUUUGAGCUCUGGUCACGUCUGUUCCGUGCACCCAACUGGUCCGAUGUGCAACGUUUGAUCACCCUGAUUCUGAUGUCUGCCUCGGGCGAGUGGUCCGCAAAUGUGAUUGCUGAUUCCGGACAUCACUUUGCUAUGCGUCGUGCGGCCGCCAAUCUGUCAGCCAGUUGCCGUUUUCAAGAACUAUGGAACGGACUGGAGCAAGGUCUACUUAUCAAACACAUUGCAAGUCGACUGGGUAAACAGGGACUCUCCCGGGAUGCAACUAUUCAUCAGUUGACCGAGAAAAUGAUGGCGAUUUGGCAUCACAUCACGGUUCCAGCGCGAUUGAACCUGCAUGGAGAACCGGAUGGAUUGAAAGCCGGACUAGAUCAAUUGCAACAAUUCAUCAAGCAGUUGCCCACAGUCCCGCUCGAUCCGAGCACAUCCAGACACGUGCUCGCUUUCGAUCGUCUACACUCGUGUUCCUAUUUUGUGAUGCCCUAUACAGUGCACUAUGUGGCCCACGCAUUGCCCGCUCCUUCUUACGAUUCGCCCGACUAUGCCAGCUACCGCGUCUUGUCUCAGCUGAUGACAUCCAAGUUUCUUCAUCGUGAAAUUCGCGAUCCACAUGCGUUGCACACACUGAAAGUAUUUGAAGAUGCUCUGGGUUUGGCAGAGACUGCCGAGUACUCUGCUCAGGACGUGAAUGAAGCAAAACUUGCUGUUUUCCAAGAAUUGGAUCGGCCCGUAUCUGCCGGUUCGCGUGGAUUGACCGAUUUCCUUGCCGGGAUCAGUGACGAUCUACGUCAGGCACAUCGCACCCAACUGUUCCAAGUCGAAGCGCCCGCAAUUCGCGCAGCCGCCUCGAGUCUGCUUCACAGCCGAAUCCACGGUGGUCGAGUGAUUCUCGGCCCGCAGAACAGUCUGGAUUGGCCUCGUGAACAAACCGAUCAAGAUCCGGCCUGGGAACAGAUUGUGUUCGCAGAUUGA
Messenger RNA from Echinostoma caproni, 1257 nucleotides. The record is from the annotation of a GenBank genome assembly. Lineage: Eukaryota; Metazoa; Platyhelminthes; Trematoda; Plagiorchiida; Echinostomatidae.